Harpia harpyja (harpy eagle) is the source of this 2025-nucleotide messenger RNA. RefSeq names its product antigen WC1.1-like. Gene Ontology annotation, cellular component: membrane. Lineage: Eukaryota; Metazoa; Chordata; Aves; Accipitriformes; Accipitridae. The annotation marks the transcript as partial. The record is from RefSeq and is a predicted model, not a curated record. The transcript is spliced from 9 exons.
CUGGUGAACAGCAGCACAGCGUGUGCAGGGAGGGUAGAGGUCCAGGUGCUGGGGACCUGGGGGACCCUCUGUGCCUCCCACUGGGAUCUCUCGGAUGCCCACGUUCUCUGUCGUCAACUCAACUGUGGGUUUGCUGAGUCCGUUCCUGGAGGAGAGCAUUUUGGGAGAGGGACUGGCCCUGUCUGGAGAGACUCAUUCCACUGUGACGGUACAGAAGCCCAUCUGGGACAAUGCCCAGUGAUCACCCUGGGGGCCUCACCAUGCUCCCACGGGAACAACGCUGCUGUCGUUUGCGCAGCCGGCUUUGCAUCCCUGCGGCUGGUGGGUGGAGGGAGCCGGUGCGAUGGACGAGUGGAGAUCUUCCAGAACGGGACAUGGGGCAGAGUCCUGGAUGACCAGUGGGACAUGCAGGAGGCCAGCGUGGUGUGCCGGCAGCUGCGGUGCGGAGAGGCAGGGACAGCCUACAACCCCCCAAAGCCUGAGCGAGGGACCGGCCCUGUGGGGCUGCGAGGGGUCCGGUGCACAGGGCACGAGGCCAGCCUGGCCCUCUGCAACACCUCCCUGCCCGAGAGUGCACUGGCGGCAGGGGUUGUGGAGGACGUGGGAGUCAUCUGCUGGGGGAGCCGGAGGGUCCGGCUGGUGAACGGGUCCAGGUGCUGUGCUGGGAGAGUGGAGAUCUACUACCAGGGCAUCUGGGGGACUGUCUGUGACGAUGGCUGGGACCUGUCUGAUGCCGCCGUCGUUUGCCACCAGCUGGGCUGUGGAGGGGCAGUGGAGGCAGCCGGCUCCGCUCAGUUCGGGGAAGGCUCCGGGCAGAUCUGGCUGGAUGGCGUGAACUGCUCUGGGGCCGAAGCUGCUCUCUGGGACUGCCCUGCCAGGCCCUGGGGGCAGCACGACUGCGGGCACAAAGAGGAUGCGGGAGUCAUCUGCUCAGAGUUCGUGGCCCUGAGGCUGGAGAACAGUGAUGGCUGCUCCGGGCGCCUGCAGGUUUUCUACAACGGGACGUGGGGCAGCAUUUGCUCCAACUUGAUGACUCUCGACACGGUGUCGCUGGCAUGCAAGGAGCUGGGCUGUGGGGACGGAGGAUCCCUGGAAACACAGCUGCCUUAUAGAAGGGUGUCUGGCCCUACGUGGCUGGAUAACAUGCAGUGUGGGGAGAAAACCAGCUCCUUCUGGCAGUGUCCCUCUGCUCCCUGGAACCCACAGUCAUGUGAAGACCCACGAGAGGAGAUCCACAUCACCUGCAAUGACAGGGAGAAGAUUCGUGCUGUGGGAGGUGAGGACAGGUGCUCAGGCAGAGUGGAGGUCUGGCACCGUGGCUCUUGGGGGACGGUGUGCGACGACUCCUGGGACAUGCGGGAUGCUGAGGUGGCGUGCAGGCAGCUGGGCUGCGGCCCCGCGGUGUCUGCCCUGCAUGAGGCUGCAUUUGGGAUGGGGACGGGCCCCAUCUGGCUGGAGCAGGUGGAGUGCCGGGGGACAGAGCUGUCUCUGCAGGACUGCUGGGCCCGGCCUGGGGAUGGUGGUGCUUGCCGGCAUAAGGAAGAUGCUGCGGUGAACUGCUCAGAUUCCCCCCGGGGCCGUCUAACUGGCAGCAGGAGAGUCUCAGUGCCUGUCAUCAUCUGCAUCAUCCUGGGGGCCCUUCUCUGCCUGCUCCUGGCCCUCCUGGCUGGGCAAGCACUAAGCACCAGGGCUGGGCGCAGAGGCUCCAGGAGUGCUCAGGAGAUGUUCCCUGAGGCUGUGUACGAGGAGAUUGGUUACAGCCCAGUGUGGGAGAAGCAGGCGAGGUUUGGUCACUCAGACCCCAUUGGAGAGCAGCAUUCCCAGGGUGAGACCCCCAUGAUGAUUCGUGACAUACAGGGGCACUGCAAACACAGCCUCCAGCCCCUGGAAAACUCCCAUGGGGGCAAGCUCCAGUCCUGCAUCUCAGAGAAGGAAGCUCCCGAGGACCUGCCUGAGGGGGGUCACAGUGAGACCCCCAAGUCUCAGCACUGCAGGCCCCAUGCUGGGCAGAGCUUGGCUGUUUAA